GCUGCCAUCCUCGCCUCCGCCGCCCCGGCGGCUCCGCGCAGCGCCCGCGCAGCGGGUCGGCAUCUUCAUGGGCUGCCACCAUGCUUGGGCCCUGGAGAUUUCGGGCGAAGCUAGUUUUGCAGAACAUUGGGAAUAAGCGCUAUGUCAGAUAUGGAUGAGACUCCGAAGAUGACCUGCAUGUUUUACAUUUUUCACAAAUUUUGGGAAAUAAAAUGUAUGCUUGCUGCUCUACAGUAACUUUGGAACAGGACCUCAACAAAAAAAUGCAUAUCUGGAUGCUGCAGACGAUCGCAUUUGCUUUAACAUCACUAGUCCUUUCCUGGGCAGAAAGCAUCGAGUAUUAUGGGGAAAUCUGUGACAAUGCGUGUCCUUGUGAGGAGAAGGACAGCAUCUUAACAGUGAGCUGUGAAAACAGAGGGAUCAUCAGCCUUUUUGAGAUCAGUCCACCAAGGUUCCCUGUUUACCACCUCUUGUUGUCUGGGAACCUUUUGAACAGGCUGUACCCAAACCAGUUUGUCAAUUACACGGGGGCUUCGAUUUUGCAUCUGGGGAGCAAUGACAUACAAGACAUCGAAACUGGGGCCUUUCAUGGUCUGAGAGGUUUAAGGAGGCUGCACUUGAACAAUAACAAGUUGGAACUUUUACGGGAUGACACUUUCCUUGGGCUAGAGAGUUUGGAAUAUCUACAGGUUGAUUAUAAUUAUAUUAGCGUCAUUGAACCCAAUGCCUUCAGCAAACUGCAUUUGUUGCAGGUGCUGAUUCUCAAUGAUAACCUCCUCUCCAGUUUGCCCAACAACCUUUUCCGUUUUGUGCCCUUAACUCACCUGGACCUGCGGGGUAACCGGCUGAAGCUGUUGCCCUAUGUGGGCCUCCUGCAGCACAUGGAUAAAGUGGUGGAGCUGCAGCUGGAGGAAAACCCCUGGAAUUGCUCUUGUGAGUUGAUUGCUUUAAAGGAUUGGCUGGACAGUAUCUCAUACUCCGCUCUGGUGGGAGAUGUGGUUUGCGAGACCCCUUUCCGCUUACAUGGUCGAGACUUGGAUGAAGUCUCUAAGCAGGAGCUUUGCCCCAGGAGGCUCAUCUCUGAUUAUGAAAUGAGACCUCAGACACCAUUGAGCACUACAGGGUAUUUCCACACUACCCCGGCCUCAGUCAACUCUGUGGCCACUUCUUCUUCAGCUGUUUACAAAUCCCCCUUGAAGCCCCCCAAAGGGACCCGCCAACCCAACAAGACAAGGGUGCGCCCCACCUCCCGCCUGCCCUCAAAAGACCUGGGAUACAGCAACUAUGGCCCCAGCAUUGCCUACCAGACCAAAUCCCCGGUGCCUUUGGAGUGCCCCACUGCCUGCACUUGCAACUUACAGAUUUCUGACCUGGGCCUCAAUGUCAAUUGUCAGGAGAGGAAGAUUGAGAGCAUUUCUGAACUGCAACCGAAACCCUAUAAUCCUAAGAAGAUGUAUUUGACGGAAAACUACAUUGCGCUGGUACGCAGGGCAGAUUUUGUGGAUGCCACUGGGCUGGAUUUGCUGCAUCUGGGCAAUAAUCGGAUCUCGGUCAUUCAGGACCGGGCUUUUGGGGAUUUAACUAAUUUGCGAAGGCUGUACCUGAAUGGGAACCGGAUCGAGCGGCUGAGCCCAGAGCUGUUCUAUGGGCUGCAAAGCCUGCAGUACCUCUUCCUGCAGUACAACGUCAUCCGGGAGAUAGAGGCAGGCACUUUUGAAUCUGUCCCCAACCUUCAGCUCUUGUUUUUGAACAACAAUCUGCUGAGGUCUUUGCCAGGGAACAUUUUUUCUGGUCUGUCUCUCUACAGGCUGAGCCUGCGGAGCAACCACUUCUCCUACCUGCCGGUGAGCGGGGUGCUGGACCAGCUGAAAUCCCUGCUGCAGAUCGACCUGCACGAGAAUCCCUGGGACUGCACCUGCGACGUGGUGGGCAUGAAGCUGUGGCUGGAGCAGCUCAACACCGGUGUCCUGGUGGACCAGGUUAUCUGCGAGUCCCCUAAGAAGUUUGCCCAGAGCGACAUGCGGGCCGUCCGGGCGGAGCUGCUGUGCCCCGACUACUCGGACAUCGUCGUCUCCACGCCCACGCCAUCCCCGGGCCAGCUGCCAGCCAGGACCACCCCCUCCUCCUCCACCGUGCGCCUCAAUGGCACGGCGGCGGCGGCGGGCGGCUCCGCGCCCGCGGGCGGCGCAGGCGGCGGCAGCUCCUCGGUGCCUCUCUCGGUUCUGAUCCUCAGUCUGCUGCUUGUCUUCAUCAUGUCCGUCUUCGUGGCGGCGGGACUCUUCGUCCUGGUGAUGAAGCGGCGCAAGAAGGGCCAGGGCGACCACGCCAGCGCCAACAACUCCGACGUGAGCUCCUUCAACAUGCAGUACAGCGUCUACAGCGGCGGCGGCCACCACCACCACCCCCACCUGCAGCAGCACCCGCCCCACCGCGGCGGCGGCGGCGGCGGGGGCGCGGCGCUGCCCAAGGUGAAGACCCCCGCCGGCCACGUCUACGAGUACAUCCCGCACCCCCUGGGCCACAUGUGCAAGAACCCCAUCUACCGCUCCCGGGAAGGCAACUCGGGCGAGGAUUACAAAGACCUUCACGAGCUCAAGGUCACCUACAGCAGCCACCCCCUGCCACCCGGGGGGGGCGCGCCGCCACCUCCGGCGCCCGGCGGGGAGGAUGCGCCGGCGCGCAGCCCCGCGUACAGCGUGAGCACCAUCGAGCCGCGGGAGGAGCUGCUCUCGCCGGUGCAAGACGCCGAUCGCUUUUACAGGGGCAUUUUGGAGCCCGACAAACACUCCCCCUCCACGCUGGGUACCCCCGGCUCCACCCUCCCUGACUACCCCAAGCUCCCCGCCGCCUACACGUACUCUCCCAACUAUGACCUUAGGGGUGCCCACCAGUACUUGCACCCGGGGCCGGGGGACGCCAGGCUCCGGGAGACGGUGCUCUACAGCCCCCCGAGUACUGUCUAUGUAGAGCCCAACAGGAACGAGUAUCUGGAGCUUAAAGCAAAACUAAACGCAGAGCCGGACUACCUCGAAGUGCUGGAAAAACAGACCACAUUCAGCCAGUUCUGAGAAACAGCCCCCCCGCCCCCCGUCCCCUCGCCAGUCUCAGCAGCUCCUUCUCUAGAGUAUUUGUAUUUAACAACCACACGCAAAACAAAGAAACGUAAAUGCUGACCUCCCUACACACACACACCUCGACCCCCUCCUCUUUUCUCCCCUUUAAUUCAUUUUAUUGUAGGGUGAAGUGCCUUGGCACAGGACUUUUCAGCUUCGGGGAAUGAUUCUGAAAGGGUGUGCUGUUCAGUUUGGUUUGGUUUUUUUUUUGUUGUUUUUUUUUUCCUCUGUUACUGCAUUUGGAAGUCGGAAACCACCUAUUGCAUAAAAUGGGCACAACACUGGCAUUGUGCAGGUGUCCAUGUGUGUUUGGGGAAGGUGGCAGGAUGUUUCAUGGUUUCUUGUCAGGUCACAUUCAGGUCGUGCUUUUUUUGUGGGUUUUAUUUUCCUUGGGUUUUUUUGGGGUUUUUUUGUUUGUUUGUUUGUUUCUUUGGGGUUUUUUUUGGUUUUAUUUGUUUGUUUGUUUUGGUUUUUUACAGACAUCCUUUAUUUUAGUUUUUUCUCUGGUUGAAGAGUACGGCGCACAUUUUCCCCUUUUAGCCAUGGGUGAGUCUAAAUGGCUUUUAUGGAAAGAUUAGCACACCCCGACUUUAAUACAAGGUUUCCUUUUUUUAAGGAUGUGUUUGUAUACUUUCUGGACUUUUGAAUUAAAAAAAACAUAUAUUAUGAUCUUUAAAGGGAUCACUGUAGAUGUGGACAAAUCAUUAAAGAGUGCAGAGAUAUAUGAUCCAUAACUGGUUAGUGAAAAUAACUUAUUGAUGAAAUAUAAAAAAAUAUUUUAUUGUAGCACCUAUUUUUAUAUACACAUUAGCAUUUCUCUUUCCUUCACUAUUUUAGGGCCUAAUCAUGCAAAUUUUUAACUCAUGUGAGUAUCUCUGUUUGUGAAAGAAGUCCCAGCUUAGGCCUUCAUCCUGCAGGCACUUAAGCACAUGAACAACUUUACCAAUGCGUGUAGUUCUGGAGACUCACUCAUUGAGGAAAGUUGUCAAAAGCCCAAAAAAUUAGGAUAGAGGAUGCAGAAUUCUUCUUACAAGUAAAAAUACUGGAAUGUUUGACUGUUUCUUUUCUUUUUUUCUUUUUCUUUUUUUUUUUUUUUUUCAGGAUGGUGUCCAAAGGUUGUGAAUUGCUUUAAAGUAUUGCACUACAGUGAGAGCUUUUUCCCAAAUAUGAUAUAGUAUCAGAAAGACCUUUUAAAUCUCUAAAGAUAAUGCCAAUUAUGACCAAAUCUUAACAGACAAUCUGAGAUAUAAAAUCUGAUCACAAUAGGAAAAAAAAUCAUGUUUCUCUAUUGAAAAAAAUGUGUCUUUUAGCAACCUCCUGCUCAGGAGUCUGGUUGGGCAAACUAGUGAGGGACAUGUAGAAGGCAUUCAAAGUUUCAUUUUUGAUUUGUUGGUUUCAUUUUUUUCUUUUUUUUUUUUUUUUAAUCUUGUAUUAGUUAACCAAAAUACAAUGUUUUUGCAACUGUUGUAGCCAGUUUAUGAUUGUUUAGUCAAGUACAAUUGCACUUGUACAGAUCCACAUGUUUACUAGCAUCCUGAAAGACCAAAUGAUGGACUGUGCGCAUCUCUAUAAAAUGUCUUUACCCCUUUGGGCAGCAGGCAAUGGCAAGGAUAUUCAUAAACACAGCAUCACUGUAAGAUGGGACAACUGAUGUCUCAUAUGUAUCCCAGCACAUGUGAUUUUUUAAUAGUUUCUGAAUAAACACUUGGUAAAUAUUUCAAAUGUAAGAUCCUGAAGUAAUGAGUAUCUGAACUUUAAAAUUUCUGGCCAAAAUAAUCUGUUUGUACAUUGGAGUCUCUUUACUAGCAAUUAAGGCUCAUCAAAAAGAUCUAACAUUUCUAGGCAAAAUAUAAUGUGUUCUCUGUUUUUGAAACAUGACAUAUGGUAAUUACCAGCAUAUAUAACAUGGGUCAGAAAGCAACACAGAGGUAUAUGUUUCAACAACAUAUUGAUGAGGAAUAGUUUUAUACUUACAUUUUGUUUCCUUACUGAGGUGUUCUUUAAUAUAUGGAACAGGGUAAGUGAUAUUUCACAUGUGUUUUCUUUCUUCAUUAGGUUAUUAU
Molecule: messenger RNA, 5176 nt
Organism: Vidua chalybeata
Lineage: Eukaryota; Metazoa; Chordata; Aves; Passeriformes; Viduidae
Gene: SLITRK5
Product: SLIT and NTRK like family member 5
Exons: 3
Coding region: 213-3068 (951 amino acids)
Biological process (GO): axonogenesis; regulation of presynapse assembly; positive regulation of synapse assembly
Cellular component (GO): membrane
Molecular function (GO): protein binding
Source: RefSeq, a predicted model, not a curated record